This is a messenger RNA of Saitoella complicata NRRL Y-17804, 2991 nucleotides long. RefSeq lists its product as uncharacterized. Lineage: Eukaryota; Fungi; Ascomycota; Saitoellomycetes; Saitoellales; Saitoellaceae. Gene Ontology annotation, molecular function: lipid binding. The record is from RefSeq and is a predicted model, not a curated record. The transcript is spliced from 2 exons. Bases 131 to 2824 code for a protein of 897 amino acids.
CUCGCACACAAGCUCUACUACAACCAAUCCCAAUUACUACGGCUCUUGGUUUUUGUCUUUUACUAGCACGAACCCGCUCUUACUACAACACAACAACUCUAUUUGCUUAAUUUCUUAAUCACUAACAACAAUGGCUCACACUGAGGUUUCCGCAAACCCUUCUUCUGCCGGUGUCACCCGUGCCACCAACCCCAAGCAGCGCGAUGCCGACGUCGACCAGAAGCUUCGUCUCUACGGUGUCCUCAAUGCUUUCACCAAUGGCAAGGUCCCAACGAACAAGCAGAUUGAUGUCGCCAUGAACUCUUUCAUCAACUCCGACAUGAUGCGCAACCCUUCAAAGGACUUGUCCAGCGAGGGUCGCCAUCUCGUACAAGACCUUCGCGACGUUGCCGAGCAGGCUAAGAUGCUCCUCCUCACAAAGAACUACGACGAGAACUUACAGAAGUUCCUGUGGCAUACGCGUGUUGCCUCUCCCGACUCCCAGAACGUCAACGCCCCUGUCUCGGCUGGCCAGGCUAAGGAGCACGGAAAGGCUACCCUUGAUGGUAUCCGGACGUUGGGUCGUUUGAUGAUUACCAAUGGCGAGUUCAGGAAGUUGUUGUCCGACGCUGUUGUUCUUCUCCGUGAUAUGGGUGCCGAUGCCGCGUCGAAGGCUGCUGAGAAGGUCCGUCCCGACCAGGAGCGUCUUGAAAAGAUUGAUGAGCCUGCGCCUGAGAAUCAGUGGCACGAUACCCCCGACGUCGGUGGUAUCAAGGAGAACCUCAAGUCCAAGGCUCGCGAUGUUAAGGAGACCGCCAAGUCCGAUGCCCAGGCUGCUAAGAACAACGCUGCUUCCUCCGCCAACCCCGAUGGUUCUACUUCCUUCAACCGCACUGCUGAGCACGCCAAUGCUGAGGCUCGCACUGGCGAGUCCCGCGGUGUUGAUGCUGCCGGCGGUGCUCAGGCUGGUGCCGACACCUUGAAGCAGCGUCACCCCGAGGCUCACCAGAAGGCUGUGGAGACCAAGGACAAGACCAUUGACUACCUUAAGGACAAGGUCCCCGAGGAGCGUCGUCAGCAGGUCGUCGACCGUCUCAAGAAGAUGGUCGUCGAGAUCCAGCAGCACGAGGACUACCAGGAGGCCAUUGACACCCUCCUCUCCAUCGCCGAGAACUACAAGGGUGUUACCAAGGAGGUCAAGAACCAGGCUGCUGGUGCCGCUAAGCAGACUGCUGACGAUGACCACGUUCAGCUCGCCAAGGAUGAGCUCAAGACCGUCAUUGAGCGUUUCGCCAACUCUACCUCUUUGGACGACGUCUUCGACUCCUUCAACGACCUCUACCUCGACGCCGACCGCGACCCCCAGAUGAAGAACUGGUGGAAGCGUCUUGACCGUUACAUCCGUCGCUGCUUGAAGGAGACCGGUUACAUCACCUCCGAGGCUGCUGACAACGAGUACCGCGAGAUCAAGGAGGAGGGUGACUAUCUCCGCAAGGACAAGUACUCCGAGCACUUCGACCGCGUCGGCACCGAGAUCUCCGACUUCGGUAAGCAGUUCGCUGAGGACCCCGACAACAAGCGUUUCGGCGAGACCGUCAAGCACUUGAUGGAGGACCUUGGUACUGACCGCAACGGCAAGUUCACCUUCAAGAAGCAUCUUCUUAAGGAUAUUACCAACGUCAUCAUCCCUGGUGCUUUCCGUCGUACCCGCUACGUUCCUGUUCCCAGGAUCGAGUACUCUGACCCCAUGGUCGAUGCCGUCAUUGAGAACUUGGUCUUGGAGUCUGAGAACUUGUUCCCCAACAUCCUCGAGAUCAAGGCUGACAACUACAUCCGUUACUCUGCCCGCAAGGCGAUUAACAAUGUUAACCACCACCGUGUCACCGUCCACAUGGAGCAGAUUCAGAUGGAUCUCCGCGAUGUUGCUUACUACAUCAAGAAGAAGUCUGGAUUCCCUUCUGUUCGCGACACUGGUGUUAUUGACAUCUUCCUCGGUGGUGAGGGUUUGAGCGCUACUGUCACAUUGGCCGAUGCUACCGCCCUCGACCGCACUUCCUUCUUCAAGGUCGAGCGUGUCGAUGUUAAGAUCAACAACUUGAAGCUCAAGUUGAAGAAGUCCAACCACAAGCUUCUCUUCAACUUGUUCAAGCCCAUGCUCAUGGGUAUCAUCAAGCCCGUCAUCCAGAAGGUUGCCGAGAAGAAAAUCGCUGAGCAGUUCGACACUCUUGACCACCUCUUGUACUCCGUCUACAAGGAGACCAAGCGUGAGCAGAACACCUACAUUGAUGACGAGGAGACCCCCAACACUACCAAGUUGUACAUCCAGACCCUCAUGAAGCGCAUCUCUGCCAACUCGAAGGAGAAGAAGGACAAGGCUGCCGAGACUGCGCAGGACAAGCACGCUGCCGUGACUGUUUCUAGGACUGGUGGUAUGUUCAAGAACGUUGUCUUGCCUUCUGGAUUCUCCAACCGUGCUGAGGAGUACAAGCGCAUGGGUCAGGAGGGCCGCGACUGGACUUCCCCCAUCUUCGACUUAGGCUCUGCUAAGCCUACUGACCACAUCCCCGAACCCAAAAAGAUCGUUAGUCGUUCCGACUACGGCCGUGCUACCAUGAACGAUGGUGGUAACAACAGCUCCUCUUCUCAGGGUCAGUACCAGCAGGGAUACAACACUGGACACAACCAGAACACCGUUUCUGGCGCUUAUGAGAUUACGCCUGGUCAUAUCAACCAUGCCACCACCACCACCGCUCCCGCCACUACCGCUAACUCUCAUCAGUACGUUUCUAACACUACUUCUGAGUUCGUGCUCGCCGAGCCGAUCAGAACUGGUGCUCCUUACUAAGUCUCCUCCUCUCUCGGGUUGCGAGUUUAAAUCAAGGGAAGAAAUGAUGAUGAGUUAGGUAUGAUAGACGGCAAACUGGGGGUCGUGAAAUUCGGCUGGGCUGAUGAAAUUGUGGGCGUUCAUGGUUAUUACUACUAUUGUCUUUUUGUUUUACUCUUUUACCUUUU